AUGAGCACUGUUAAUGAGCUUUUUGUCAGCAAUAUGCACAAGUUUGUGGAAGUAGGAGGACUAAAGCUUCAUAUAGCUGAAAUUGGAAGUGGUCCAAAGGCGGUGGUUUUCCUGCAUGGAUUUCCAGAAAUAUGGUACUAAUGGAGGCACCAAAUGACUGCUGUGGCCAACAAUGGCUAUCGAGCGAUUGCAUAUGAUUGCAGGGGAUAUGGACUGACUGAGCUGCCAUCUGAGCCCGAAAAAGCGACUUUCAAGGACCUUGUAGAUGAGGUUAUCGGAGUUUUAGAUGCUUUGGCCAUUGACAAGGCUUUCCUUGUCGGGAAGGAUUUUGGAUCUAUAACUGAAUACCUCGUAGCUGCUGCUUAUCAGCGAAUAGCUGGUCUCAUAUCACUAGGCAUUCCCUUCUUGCUGCCAGGUCCCUCUGCUGUCCAAAAUCAUAAGUACAUUUAA
Molecule: messenger RNA, 450 nt
Organism: Argentina anserina (silverweed cinquefoil)
Lineage: Eukaryota; Viridiplantae; Streptophyta; Magnoliopsida; Rosales; Rosaceae
Molecular function (GO): hydrolase activity
Source: RefSeq, a predicted model, not a curated record